AACCCCAGCACCCAGCAUUGUGAGUUUGUGUCUGGGUUGGACAAACUGUCCAGAGAUCCAGCAUCAUUACUGCUUGCUGUGUGUCUUCACUGGCAAUUUUUAUUUGAACUAAAUAAUGAUUAACAGGGGUGCUUUGCUUAAUUCUGUUCUGUGAUACGGAAGAGAAGAAGAAACAGGCAAGACCAGAUGGACACAACAAGAUACUUUCUGUGGCACUGAACAGUUAAAAGGAAAAUGAAGCCCACCACCUCUUUGUGUUUAUUGCUGGCUGGUUUGUACUCUGUUUCCCAGUGUCACCAGCGUCCUCGCUACCGCAAUAAGCAGGAUGACCCUAAAGGGACUUAUUACCCAGGACCCAGUUCUCAUGGGGAAGGAGUUUAUACAGUUAAAAACAAAACCUUUGCCAAACUAGCUCCCAGCAAUGCAGACUUUGCAUUUUCAUUUUACAAGCUGGUGGCAUCAGAAGAAACCAAUCAAAAUAUUUUCUUUUCACCCAUAAGCAUCUCUACUUCCUUUGCAAUGCUGGCACUUGGUGCCAAGUCAGAGACUCUGGUGCAGAUUCUGGAAGGGCUUUCCUUUAACCUGAAAAAUAUUCAGGAGCAGGAAAUACAUGAAGGUUUUUGCCAGCUCCUCCAAUUGCUGAACCGUUCAGACAGUGAGCUCCAGCUGAGUCUAGGCAAUGCCCUUUUUAUAGGAAAGACACAAAAGCCAGUACAGAAGUUCUUGGAUGAUGUCAAAAACUUUUAUGAGUCUGAAGUCUUUUCUACUGACUUCAAUAACUCCUCUGGCGCUGAGAAUCAGAUCAACAGCUACAUUGAGGAAAAAACAAAUGGGAAAAUUGUUAAACUAGUGGAAAAUCUUGAUCCUCUCACUACAAUGGUGCUUGUUAACUAUGUCUUCUUUAAAGCCCAUUGGGAGAAGCCCUUCAGUACUUUGUAUACGAAAGAGGAGGAUUUUUUUGUGGAUCAGAAAACAUCUGUAAAAGUUGACAUGAUGUAUCGCAAGGGUUACUACAGAAAUUACUUUGAUGAGAAGCUGUCCUGUUGGCUGGUUCAGAUACCAUACAAUGGAAAUGUUGCAGCACUAUUUGUUUUGCCUGAUGAAGGAAAGAUGAAGCAGGUGGAAGCUGCUCUUUUGAAAAGGACUGUGUCUAACUGGGAGAAGUUUCUCCAUGACAGAAAAAUACACCUGCACAUCCCAAAAUUUUCUAUUUCUGGUACCUAUGAUGUGAAAAGGAUAGUCAAACAUGUGGGCAUGAUUAAUCUCUUCACCGAACAAGCUGAUCUGUCAGGAAUUACAGAGAACAAUGGACUGUUGGUUUCAAAAGUGAUCCACAGAGCCGUGCUGAAUGUUCAUGAGAAUGGCACAGAAGUAGCAGGGGCCACGGUGCAGGAGCUUACCUGGAGGUCUGGAGAUAUUCCUCAUCCACCUCGAAUCAGAUUCAACAGGCCCUUUCUUCUGGUCAUUGUGGAUAAAUACACCCGCACAGUCCUCUUCAUAGGAAAAAUUGUAAACCCUAUAAAAACUGACUGACUGAACAAGAGACAUGAACUUACACAUGCUGCUGCCUAAAUUACUGUGAUGCAGCAAAACAUUCAUGUGUCUAUACCACUAUAUGCUAGUGCUCAUCUUUCAGCAGUUAUCCUUAUAUAUAUUGCUAAUCCCUUAAAACACAAAAACUAUUUUUUCUUGUCCAAAACUCUGCUAUUUCCCUCUCCAUACCUCCCACACACAAUCUACAGCCAUGUAGACUGUAGAGUUAACAGUCUUGUAGUAUUAAGAAGUACAACUCACUUCUCACCUGUUCUGUAAGAAGACCUUUCUGACAUGAUCCUGUAGGGUAUUUGAGAUGGUUUAAAGUCUCCAGAUGAUGUAGUUGUUGCUGUUCACCCACAGUAUGUGUAUGGGAGGGCAGGAGAAGGGAAGCAGGGAGAAGGAGGCGGGAACUAUAAGUCCUGUCUAUUUAAUCCACUGACUUUUGAUGAACAGUCUUAAAAACAAAUUCCUUUAAUAUUGCAGUGAAAUUCCAUUAGUUUCUUUGGUUUUUAACCAAUUAUGGUGAAAGCUACAGGAUCAGGGACUGGGACAUUGGAGGACACACCGAAGUAAAGGGCUGAUAAGUGCUGCUGUUUCAGCUUGCUUCUCUCUGUCUCCUCCUCAAUGGGAGCCCUCUUUGUCCUCAUGAAGACAAGAACAUUGUUUUUGCUUUACAAGUAAUGUUUCUUCUACUAAGGAAGGAUGCCGUAACAGUAAAAAGUCUCUCAUUUAUCUUACUAAAAAUAUCUAUUAUCGCAAACAUCCUGAAAUAAAAGUAUGGUGGAGCAGUCCCUGACAUAACACCACUUUAGUUUUUACAGAUUUGUUGUCACUGUCAUUUCUAAUUUCUCCUACUGACUCUACCUUCACUAUCACACUACCAGAUAGACUUGUCAGACUGUGAUAGAAAAAAGUGCAAAUGAAAAAUUGUGACUCCAGAGAGUUUGUGUUUCCUAGGAACAGCAGCACUUUCCUGGGGAUUUUUUACCUUCUUUAAAUUGUCACAUACACAUAACACAUUCAGGCAGUGUUUGAGAAGCCGUCUUUCUAAAUAUUAACUGUAGAUUACUGUUACAUAGUAAAAACGUAUCAUCACUUGAUAGUUGUACCUUUUCACUUAAGGUUUCAUGAAUCUAACUUAUUGCUACUGUUUUGUUUUAUGGUGACUCAGUUGACAGGAUUUUAACUCAACAGCUGCACUAGAUAGUUUUACGGUUAUGAGAGGAAAGAAACACAAAUCAAUAAAUAUUUAAUUUUUUAAUGUAUUUUUAACAUCAACUUCCUUCAUAAGUCAUAUUAAAAUAUAUAAACCAGUGAAAGAAGUUAAAUUACACAAUGAUCAUAUCUUUUGCUAUAGAAUAGCUCAAACUGGUAAAACAAAUGUAAAAUAUAAAUGCCUACUUUUAGGCUUCAGUUUUCUAAAAUGUCAGUGAAAAAUAUAACUUAAAAUUUAUGGUAAAUAUUUCUGAAGUACAAUUACCUUGAUUAGUUUGGAGAUAUUUGUUUUCUUUGACAUUGAAGUAUUGCUACUGAUAUUUGUAAAUUGUAGCUGUAAGUAUACUAGUAAGGAAGAAAUUCCAUAUGUGCCAGUCACAGAACACUUGACAAUCACUCUCAAAGCCCUCCUCAAAGUUGUGUGACAAUCAGGGGCAAAACUUUCUUACUCAUACUUGUACUCAGUCUGUUCACUAUCUAGGGACAGUUUCUACUGCCACUAAAGGUAUAAGGACCUGGUCUUGGUGUCAUACAGGCAAACUGAUUCUACAGAAGAUCAUUUUAAAGUUAUUGGAAAAUCCCAGGGUGAAUUCAGGA
Messenger RNA from Calypte anna (Anna's hummingbird), 3348 nucleotides. RefSeq names its product alpha-1-antitrypsin. Lineage: Eukaryota; Metazoa; Chordata; Aves; Apodiformes; Trochilidae. Gene Ontology annotation, molecular function: serine-type endopeptidase inhibitor activity. The coding region runs from base 235 to 1533 and encodes 432 amino acids. Gene Ontology annotation, biological process: negative regulation of endopeptidase activity. The transcript is spliced from 5 exons. The record is from RefSeq and is a predicted model, not a curated record.